AUGAGUGAUAGGAAUAUCUAUUACUCCGAGAAAUAUUAUGACGAGAAGUAUGAAUACAGGUAACUAAUCUGCGUGAGCGCUUGGGGCCUUUUUGUUGUCGCCAGCUCUAUCAAGCGUUUCAAACAUGUAUCUUCGACCGCCGAGUCUUUACGGCCAUAAAGACCGGCCUAGCCUCCAAUGAUAACUAAUACCCUUUUCAUCGUAUGAUCUGUCCGUUAUUAGUGGGCCCGUUAGUCCUUCGCGUUGAUAAACCGUGCCUGUUAGAGGUUAUACUCCGGUCUUUCAUAUCUGCAAUAUUACAUAUGUAAUAUAUAUUAACAUGCUUCUGUCGUCCCACCACUUUCCUCACCGAAACGCUGACAAACGUGAAGCCAAGGCUGAAGCCAGUAAUUGUCCUCUCGUCUGCCAUAUGCAGAUCUCUCUGAAUGGCUUCAGGCCCUUUUCCAGCUCAAAUAGAUACGUAGUUUCCUCCGAAGUUGAUUGAUUAGACUGGUUGUAAUCUACCGGGGCUCCACUCUCUUUGCCUCGUCUGAGAUGCGCCCGACGGUGACAGUUAUGGAUGAAACACAAAUGUGGAGGAGAAUUACUUGUAUUUAUGUUUUUUCCUUUCCCAACUUAGGCACGUGCACUUACCGAAGGAAUUGGUUGCAAAGAUGCCAAAGAAUCGUCUGAUGACUGAGCGCGAGUGGCGUGCUCUGGGAAUCCAACAGUCCGUCGGCUGGGUGCACUACAUGAUUCAUGAGCCAGAGCCCCAUAUUAUCUUAUUUCGUCGCCCUCGGACAGACAUUCCCAGCACUGUGUCUACGAGCGGUGGUAUCUCGGAAAAGACGCAACUCCCUGCUUAA
Messenger RNA from Spirometra erinaceieuropaei, 845 nucleotides. The record is from the annotation of a GenBank genome assembly. NCBI's taxonomy places the organism in Eukaryota, Metazoa, Platyhelminthes, Cestoda, Diphyllobothriidea, Diphyllobothriidae.